UACGUCAUUUGUUGUCUACGCGUACUCGGGUCGGUUUGAUUGUUUGCACUAAUGGGAGCUUUUUGGUGUUCGCGGUUUUAGCCCUGGCGCUGGUCUGUCCGGUGAUAGCUAACAGUAAGCGGGCGGACAGUAAAGCAGAGGCCGCGAGUCGGCCGGUUUGUCCGUUUGUACUGUUCAAACGGAGCCGCCGAGCGCGACGCUGCCAUUAUGAGCUCGGGCCAACCGAGCGACAGCUGCGAUCCAGAGGAAGCUCGGCUCACCCGCGACUCCGACGAACUGUUCCGAGAGGGCGAGAGCGAGGAGGAGGAAGAGGAAGAAGAGAAUGUCCGCUCGAAAGCAUCGCCUCCCGACAGCAGGCGUGAGAAUUCCCAGACUCACAGCAGCUCGCGGCCUGAAGCGGCGGCGCGCGGCGGAGCUCCGAGUGCAGGCUGCAGGACAUCGAGCGCGCGCGACUCGCUUUUCUCCUGGCUGCGGAACCGGAGCGUGCGCACUGGGCCGCUCGUGGAUCCGGCCCGGGAUAACUUUAGGACUAUGACUCGCCUCUAUUCAUCCAUGAGUCCCGCUGCGGACUCGGUGAACCUCAGCACCCAAACUCACGGCGCCGUGUUCAACCUGGAGUACUCACCGGACGGGUCGGUGCUGACUGUGGCCUGUGAGCAGACUGAAGUGUUGCUGUUCGAUCCCGUUUCGUCCAAACACAUCAAAACGUUAGUUGAGGCUCAUGAGGACUGCGUGAACAACAUCAGGUUUCUGGAUAACCGGUUGUUUGCUACCUGUUCUGAUGACACCACCAUUGCAUUGUGGGACUUAAGAAAGCUGAACUCAAAGGUGUGUUCAUUGCACGGCCAUGCUAGCUGGGUGAAGAAUAUCGAGUACGACACGCAUACUCGCUUGCUCGUUACGUCUGGCUUCGAUGGAAAUGUUAUCACCUGGGACACCAACAGGUUCACAGAAGACGGCUGUCCUCAUAAGAAGUUCUUUCACACGCGCUAUUUGAUGCGGAUGCGCCUAACGCCAGACUGCAGCAAGAUGCUCAUCUCCACCUCCUCUGGUUACCUGCUUAUUUUGCAUGACCUUGACCUCACUCAGAGCCUUGAGGUUGGCAGUUACCGCAUCCUACGGGCCAGACGCACUCCACUUAGUACAGAGGGUUCUUCAACAGGUUCGAGGACAUCAGGGUCUCGCCAUGGCAACGACAACAAAGCCCAUCCUCAUAGAGAGGGUUUGUCUCCUAGGAACAGUCUGGAGGUCUUAACCCCAGAGAUCCCAGGUGAGCGAGACCGGGGGAACUGCAUCACUUCACUUCAGCUGCACCCCAAAGGCUGGGCCACACUCCUGCGCUGCUCCAGCAACAUGGAUGACCAGGAGUGGACGUGUGUGUACGAGUUUCAGGAGGGAGCCCCUCCACGGCUGCCAGCCUCGCCCCGCUGCUCUCUGCGACUCACGCACUACAUCGAGGAGGCCAACGUGGGCCGUGGCUAUAUCAAGGAGCUGUGCUUCAGCCCAGACGGUCGUCUUAUCUGUUCUCCAUACGGGUACGGCGUGCGUCUGCUGGCCUUCGACGAGAACUGUGCCGAGCUUGAGGAAUGUGUGCCCGAGCGUACGGCGGUGCUGCGCGAGGUUCGCUCAAUCUACUCCCACAGUGAUGUAGUGCUUACCUCCAAGUUCUCACCCACGCACUGUCAGCUGGCCUCAGGCUGCCUCAGCGGACGUGUAGCACUCUAUCAACCCCACUUUUAACACACACAAGCCUGGUUGUCUGGCAGGUUGAUCCUUCACGGUGUCAAGGUGUGAGUGCAGGUUUGUGUAAACGAGUCGGGUGUUUUUACAGCAGUUUUUGUGCUCUUUAAUCUGUGUAAUCUCUACAAACUUUUGAAUGUACAUGUGCAGUACUGAGAGAAAAAGGCAUUAAACACGUUGCAGAGUGCAUGCCUCUGAUUUAGAGGGAUGUAUGCAGAGUGCUGGUUUGUGCUCAUGGUGAUAUUAAGAUUGCAAUGUUAUUUUGCACCAUCUUUACACCUUGGCACAUGACCUCUCACUGGUGUCAAAGCCUGACCUGCAUGUCUAAUGCUACCCUCCCCCCACAGCAUUAUCGUUAACAUGUAAAGUAGCACUGAAUGUAAGCAGUACAAACUGUUAAUAUUGUAAUGGAUGGAGUUUUGAGUUUUGCCUAUUUUUUUUUUUUUAGCAGCGCAGUGUUCACACAGCUCCAAAACGAGCUGUUAUUUGUGUGAUUGUGUGGCGUGUGUGAAAGGCAGCUUGCUUCUUGAGACAUUAAAUUAAGACAGUUUUUAUAGGGGUCUGAUAUGUAGAUAGUCGAAGCAGUAAAUUUGUGUGAGCGUGUUUCAGAGUUAUGCGCAUCUGCUGGUAGAUAAGGUCAUUGCCGAUGAUGAUUCCUGGGUGAGUGAGAAUAGAAUGUGAGUAGAGGCUCCAGUAAAGUUCUUCUCUCAAUCUCUCACAUACACCGACUCUCUCAGAUGGGACAAACUCAACCAACGCUGUUGUCUAUACCUCAAAUUCAUGCAGUGUCAGAAGUAUGUGCACUCCCUGUCGACAGUUCAGAAGCUGAGCUGUGAUGAAGACAGAAAGGACUGUGGGAAAUUAUUAUGGCAACAUGUUUAAUGCAGUUGCAUAAUGUAUUUAUGUCUCUAAUUGAUUUAGCUUUCAAGUUAAAUGGAACUGACAGUGACUGACUCUUCUGUAAUGUUUGGGUUCCAUGACUUAAACAUCUGGAAAAGGGGGAAUAGAGAAAAGAGGAUAUUGGGGGAGCGGCAUUCCUGUGCUCUACUAAGUUACAGAAUGAUGUUAGUGGUACAAAACAAUAAAGAUUUUGUCACUCUUUGUCUAGAGCAUUUUGCCUGAAUAUGGGAUAAUAUGCUACAAUUCAGAAUGAUUAAAUUAUAUUUUUGUAUUAAA
Clarias gariepinus (North African catfish) is the source of this 2916-nucleotide messenger RNA. RefSeq names its product WD repeat domain 32 (gene wdr32). Bases 208 to 1740 code for a protein of 510 amino acids. Gene Ontology annotation, cellular component: Cul4-RING E3 ubiquitin ligase complex. The record is from RefSeq and is a predicted model, not a curated record. The transcript has 7 exons. Gene Ontology annotation, molecular function: protein binding. NCBI's taxonomy places the organism in Eukaryota, Metazoa, Chordata, Actinopteri, Siluriformes, Clariidae.